Molecule: messenger RNA, 459 nt
Organism: Ananas comosus (pineapple)
Lineage: Eukaryota; Viridiplantae; Streptophyta; Magnoliopsida; Poales; Bromeliaceae
Product: E3 ubiquitin-protein ligase RNF126-like
Exons: 1
Coding region: 1-459 (152 amino acids)
Source: RefSeq, a predicted model, not a curated record
AUGGAAGAAGAAUUCGGAGCAUUCCUCGGUUCUCUCCUUGCAGGACUACUCAUGCUGGUCCUCGCCAUUACGUUUAUAUGUUGCCUUUGCUGGCUCGCUCCCGACGGCCACAACCACGACGACGGGGCUGGGCCCCCUCCGGAAGGCCACCACCACGACGACAGCGCGGAGGCCCCUCCCGACAGCGCUGGGGGCACUGAUCAAGCCACGCCGCCGCACACACAUUCUAUCGAAAUGACGCCGGUGGAGGCUGCGCCGUCGACGGUGGCGUAUCCUCCACCGACGUCACCGUACGUCGAGGAAGGCGCGCCCGAUGUCGACUGCAUGAUCUGCCUCGAGAUCAUAUCAGUCGGCAUGGAGGUGAUGGUAUUCCCUUGCCAGCACUUCGUCCACCAGCACUGUGGCGCGAACCUGCUUCGCGAUGAUCGGCGUUGUCCCUACUGCCGGCAGAGUAUUUAG